AUGCCCAAUCUCAGACUUUAUACCGAAGAUCGUAUGACGGACUAUUACAUUGUUGUUUGUCAAAUAGAGAAGCAAAAGAAGCUCUUAAGGAAGCUCAUGAUGGCAUUUGUAGAGCUCAUUAGCCUAGCCCUAAAUUAUGGGACCGACUAUGUAGAUUGGGUUAUUACUGGCCUAACAUGGUACAAGACACCGUCGCCUAUGCCAAAUGAUGCCAUGCUUACCAAAUUCAUGCUAACUACAUGCAUCGAUCGCUCGAGCAUCUUCACCCAUCAGCCACUACAUGGCCCUUUAAAACAUGGGAUCAAGAAUUUUACUUCAACAACCUAUAACCCUGCUGCUAAUGGGCAAGCAGAAGUAUUCAACAAGACCAUCAUUAGAAUUCUUACUAAGGUGGUUUCGACGAAUAAAAGACACUGGAAUGAGAAGUUGGGCCAAAGCUUGUGGGCUUAUCGCACAACGGUUCGUACUCCGAUAGGAGUGAUACCAUAUUCCUUAGUAUAUGGAUGUGAAGCCAUAUUACUAUUGGAAAUCCAAAUUCUAUCUUUGCGAAUAGCACUUGCAACUGGCAUGACAAUGGAAGAAAGUUAUCGCCGACGUCUUGAAGAACUGGAAGCGCUAGAUGAAAAGGGACUACUGGCUCAACAACACAUCGAGCUUUAUCAAGCUCAGAGUUCUAGAGUAUUUGAUAAAAAGGUUAGAUACCACACAUUGAAGGAAGGUGACUUGGUUCUUACCAUUCGACGCUCAAUGAUUUUGAAUUCUAAAAAGAAAGGAAAGUUUGAGACAAAAUUGGAGGGACCAUUUAUGGUAGAAACUCUUUACUCAAAUGGAGCUUAUCGCCUUGUCACUCAAGAUGGUGACAAAGUUAUGAUGCUUAUCAAUGGUAAAUUUCUGAAGAAAUAUUACCCAUAG
This is a messenger RNA of Asparagus officinalis (garden asparagus), 912 nucleotides long. RefSeq lists its product as uncharacterized. Lineage: Eukaryota; Viridiplantae; Streptophyta; Magnoliopsida; Asparagales; Asparagaceae. The record is from RefSeq and is a predicted model, not a curated record. Gene Ontology annotation, molecular function: nucleic acid binding. The transcript is spliced from 2 exons. The coding region runs from base 1 to 912 and encodes 303 amino acids.